CGGGGUUGCAGAAGAGCUGCCUGGCUGCACCGCGAUGGAGGGCGAAAGUUGCGCGCUGCUGCUGUGGUCGACGGCAGUCGCCGGGCUCUUGCUCUUCUACCUGGGCUUCGUGCGGCGCGUCACCGGGGCUGCGCGCACCGCCUUCCCGCGGAGGGAGCCCGGCCGAGCCGCAGGAGGAGGCGGUAGGCCGCCGGCCGAUGCGUGGAGUCCCAGGUUGUCUGGCUUCUCGCUGCGGCUUUGCGUACACCUGGCCAACACUGCUUUCGGACAGCAUUUUUUAGUUCCACUUCUAAUGCGGGUCAACAACUUUACCGCCCUGCGCUUCCUUGAUCUUGCCGAAGACCCUACGUUUGUGCCGGUAGUCUCUGAGGAAGAGAAAAACAACCAUCCAGAGUCUGAAAAUGUCUUGGAAAUUCUCCCCAAACUGAUGGAAGUAAGUUCACGUUCUGCUCGCCCUAUGUUCAACUUCAAAGGGGUCCAGGAUUAUUUGAACUGCUACCGAUCCGGUGAGGUUACACCACUUCAGGUCGCCAAGAACAUCAUUGCCACGUUGGAAGAUGACGAGAGGUCCAGUCUCCCCCUCCAAGCAAUUGUUCAGUGGGAUCGCAAAGAGAUCCUCAAAAUGGCGGAGGACUCCACCGCUCGCUAUCAAAGCAAGCAGACCCUCUCUCUUUUGGAUGGGAUCCCAGUGUGCUUGAAGGAGGAGAUUAAAGUGGUGCCCUAUCAUCACCGAAGUGGAACGCAAUACCUGGGCACAGAGCCAGAAACCGAAGAUGCCACUGCGGCCCAAAAACUGCGAGAGGCUGGGGCCAUUAUUAUCGGCGUCUCAAACAUGCACGAAUUGGGGAUUGGAACCACUGGUUGUAACCCCAACAGAUACCACGGUACAGCGAGGAACCCCUACAACCCCCAGCACUUCACUGGGGGCAGCUCUAGUGGGUCAGCAGCAGCCGUGGCUUCAGGCCUUUGCCCGUUGGCUCUUGGUACGGAUGGGGGCGGCUCGGUGAGGAUCCCUGCGUCUUUCUGUGGCAUUGUGGGACUCAAAGGUACCUUUGGACGCACCAGUGAAUUUGGCUGUCACCCUCUCUCAUAUUCUACCGUAAGCCUUGGCCCCUUGUCUACAUCAGUGGCAGACGCGGCUGUUGCUUAUGCGAUCUUGGCUGGUCCUGACCCCUGCUAUCCAUAUGGAUUAGGCCAGCCCAAACCAUCCCUCUGUGGAGUCCUCACACCUGAUCUGAAGGACUUGAAGUUGGGGGUUGACUGGACUUUCUUUAAGGCAUGUGAUGCUGAAAUCCUAGCCACCUGCCAGAAAGCUGUGAAGUUUCUGGAAGGUUUAGGUGCCUCCGUGGUUGAUGUGUCCCUGCCAGAACUGGAGGAGAUCCGAGUGGCUCAUGUGAUCUGCAUCCUUAGUGAGAUGAGAGAUUUCCUGCAGCCUGACUUCAACAAUUCCUUUGACCAAAUGAAUCUGGAGACUCGUCUUAAUCUUGCAAUCGCUUCUCAGUUCACAGCUCUGGAUUAUAUUAAGGCAAAUCGGCAGCGGAGCCGCACCAUGGCCCUUCUACAACAGAUGUUUGCGAAUGUGAACUGUCUUAUUACCCCAGGUACUGCAUGCUGUGCCCCAAGAAUCCAGGACUCUGAUCUUCUGACUGGGUGUAGCGAUGUUAGGACCACGCUCCGGACCAUGAGGUACAUGCAACUGGCCAACUUGACUGGCAUCCCAGCACUGGUAAUACCAGUUGGGUAUUCUAUUUCAGGGCUUCCUAUCAGCAUCCAGAUCAUGGCGAAGUGGUGGGAUGAAGCACUACUGUUCCGGAUUGGCCUGAAGCUGGAGCAAUUUCAUGGCAUAACAGCAAAACCAGCCAUUUAUUACGACAUUCUUGGGCAAUAGGGCCAGCUGUCUCGAACCAAUACAAAGUAAAACUUUUUUUUU
Molecule: messenger RNA, 1930 nt
Organism: Podarcis raffonei (Aeolian wall lizard)
Lineage: Eukaryota; Metazoa; Chordata; Lepidosauria; Squamata; Lacertidae
Exons: 20
Coding region: 35-1888 (617 amino acids)
Molecular function (GO): catalytic activity
Source: RefSeq, a predicted model, not a curated record